AUGUCAGAGACACGAGAAAAACACCAGGACUGUGUACCGCUACGGGUACUGCUUUGGAACAAGAGCAAAAGCACUUGGCACCAAGACCAGAUCCGCCCGACGGACUUUUACAGCACAGAAGAGUCUUCAAAACCGCAUCCUUUGCUACGCACCAACUCUCAUGUAGUAGUAAUCUUUGCUGACGCCGACAAGGUCCGCGACUGUCCGUCUUGCCAACGAUGCUUCACCGACCAAUUCCAGAUGCCUGAGCUCUGGUGGGCUAAAUACACUAAAAGAUCGAACGGCUACUUUGGAUGCGAAACAUUUCGAGAUGAUCAAGGGAAAGUCACAGCGCUCAACACAUGGUCUCGGUUCCUGGUCAAGCAGCUAAGCGAAACCUACCAUCAAUGGUACAAGUUCAACGUCUUCACCAGAUGGAUCGCGUCUUCUCGCAAGACUUUCCUUCUUGCCUUUGAGUCCCCAAAGCAGUUUAAGUUGGCAGAAAGCUUUCCGAACCUACUAGACGGCUCACAUAGAGCACCUCUUAAUGAUCCCUUCUGGGUCCACGUUCGACUACUCGAGGAGCUUGCUCGCCUCCAGGACAUUGCUGUCUGGACCAUUAGAAAUGGCGUUCGGACAGCUGAACGCGAAAGAGAACCACGAGGGAAGCCGGACCCUGACUACGAUCGCUUGCACGAUCUUGCCAAAGACGCCAUCCAUGUCCAUGAGACACUCAAUGUAUCAGAGAAGACGGUAUCGUCGAUGGUACAUCAUCACAAUACUUUCAUGGAAGACGCUCUGUUUGGAGGGAGAUUGGGAAGAGCUGAUUUUCGAUAUGUUCACGAACGGUUGCUCUGGUACGAGCACAUCAUUCAGAGCCUCCAGUGUCGAGCAUCAUCCAAUAAGGAGCGAUUACUCAACGAGAUCCAAUUGACUUUCAACACCGUCACACAGUACGAUUCUCGCAUCUCAGUCCAGAUCGGUCGCGCAACCCAGACAGACAGCGCAGCGAUGAAGACCAUCGCCUUUGCAACCUUGGCCUUCCUGCCAGCGACAUUCAUCUCGGCGGUCUUCAGCACAUCUUUCUUCAAGAUCGAUGAAGGGACUGGGAAAUGGGGUGUCUCCGAUAAGUUCUGGGUUUACUGGGCUUUCGCGAUACCUGUAACUAUUGCAACUUCCGGGCUGUGGUACCUGUGGCAGCGAGCUUUCCCGCCUGCCAUGAUUGGAGAAGAAGAGCAAUCUGCCGAGAAACUGAAGAGCCCAUUUUGGGAGGAGACUUUUGAUAGUAGAGGGUUGCUUGGAGGGCGGCAAGGUGUCUGA
Messenger RNA from Fusarium falciforme, 1299 nucleotides. RefSeq lists its product as hypothetical. The transcript is spliced from 4 exons. The coding region runs from base 1 to 1299 and encodes 432 amino acids. The record is from RefSeq and is a predicted model, not a curated record. NCBI's taxonomy places the organism in Eukaryota, Fungi, Ascomycota, Sordariomycetes, Hypocreales, Nectriaceae.